Molecule: messenger RNA, 1037 nt
Organism: Leptopilina boulardi
Lineage: Eukaryota; Metazoa; Arthropoda; Insecta; Hymenoptera; Figitidae
Product: ATP synthase mitochondrial F1 complex assembly factor 2
Exons: 7
Coding region: 73-885 (270 amino acids)
Biological process (GO): mitochondrial proton-transporting ATP synthase complex assembly
Cellular component (GO): mitochondrion
Source: RefSeq, a predicted model, not a curated record
AUAUAAUAAAAAAAGGAUUUCAUCAAAGAAAAGUGUCGUUUUUGUUAUAAAUGACAGUUUAAUAUUUUAACAAUGUUUUUCGCUAAGUUACGAAUAUUUAUUCCCUCUACAAUUACAGUUAGAAACGUGGCUACAGUUAAAAGAUUUUAUAAACAAGCAACAGUUUUAUCGAAUGGCAAUAAAUUUGAAAUUGCUCUUGAUCACAGAAAAUUAAAAACUCCAAAGGGAAAAGUUUUUGAAGUUUCCAGUGAGCCAUUGGCAUUUGCAGUGGCCGUGGAAUGGGAAAGUCAAAAAGAAAUAAUUAAUCGAAGCUCAAUGCAUUUGACUUCUUUAUGCAACACGGUUUUGGACAAUCCUCACAAUAAUAAAAAAGAGGAUAUUGUAUCGGGAAUUGUUCAAUACUUGGAAACGGACACAAUUUUGUUUCAAUCAAAUGAUGAGGAGGAAUUGUACAAUUUGCAGAAAAAUAGAUGGGAUCCUUUAAUACAAUGGUUUUGUGAUCGAUUUCAAGUUGAUAUUAUUAAAACAUGUAGUAUAGAAGCUCCAAAAGUUACUUUAGAUACAAAAGACGUUAUAACAAAGCAUUUACUCUCUUAUAAUUUUGAAGCAAUUCACGGUUUUAAGUAUGGAAUUGAUACGAUAAAAUCUGUGAUUCUUACAUUAGCCGCUUCGGAAAAUGUGAUUGGGGUCGAAGAAGCCGUUGAACUUUCUCGAUUAGAAGAGGAAUAUCAGAUAAGUCAUUGGGGACGUGUGGAAUGGUCGCACGAGCUUAAUAAAUACGAUUUACAAUCACGUUUGGCCGCCGCAAUAAUUUUCAUUCAUUUGAAUUCAAAUUCUAAAACUUCUCAACCAAAACUAGAUGAAAGUAGAAAAAUGGAAUUAUAAAGAAAGAAAUUAGAUAAAAAUUUUUUUUGUUUACCAAUGAAGCCUUCAGUACAAGAACAAUUGUAAGCUGCGACAGCAUCAAUACAUAUGGCACCAUUUAAACAAGGAUUGGACCAACAGUCAUCAAAAUUAAUUUCACAAUUGAGUCCAGU